AACCUGUAACCCCCAAAAAAAUCUUCAUUCUUUGCCCUGAGUGAAUCCAUUAAAUCGCAGAAUCUGUCUUCGAGGAAGGAAAGAGAUACCAAUUGCUGGUUGUUUUUAAGUAAAUACUUAGAUACCUAAGUAACUAAGUACUGGCGCGUUCACUCGUCUCCACCGCCUGCCUCGCGUUCCGCAUCGCGUCCGGCUGUCAGUUGGACUACCUAAACCAGCCAACUGAGCAGCAUAACUCGACUUCUAUAUCGAGCUCCUCCGAGAACAAUCGAUCGCUCCUCUAGAGAGCCCCACGCUACUAUUCGACUCUGAGAUCGCCAUCUUCGAAAGAACAAUCCGUCCCGCAUCGCGGAGCUGUUUUUGCUUUGCUUUCGGGCCUGCGCAGAAAAAGCAUGGCGUCCGCACCGUUUGGAUCGCGCUCCGCCUAUGCUGGUGGGAAGCUGCCCGAUCGAUCAUUAAAUGCGAAUCCGAUUCCUUUUGGAGCAUCUUCGUUCUCGCGUCAUCGCGGUCUGGGAGGAGCUGCGCCGGGAGAGUUUGGUGCAGAUGGCGCAAAGUCGACGCAGCAAGCCCCGGCUCCACCAGCACAUUCGCAGUCGCAAUCGCAAGAUAACAACCCGUUGAAUAGGUUGACGGAGGAGCAGAGGGAAGAGAUCAAUGAAGCUUUCACGCUCUUCGACCUCGACCGCGACCGCCAUCUCGACUACCACGAACUCCGCGUCGCUUUGCGCGCUCUAGGCUUCACCCUACCCAAACAAGAACUCAUCACCCUCCUCACGACCUACGGCGUUCCCCGACCACAAGUCCAACAACAGAACUCUGCUCAAAAUCAAUCACAAUCCGCGUCCUCGAAAUCAGCAGCCCCUCUCACGAACCCCCAACACCCUUCUGCCCUGCUCAUGCCCCUCUCCGCCUUCCAGGUCGUGACGGCACACAAGAUCCUAGAGCGGGAUCCACGCGAGGAGAUCUUGCGGGCCUUCGAACUCUUCGAUGAGGGUGGAAAGGGAUAUAUCGACUUGGAAGAUCUACGACGUGUAGCGCGGGAGUUGGGCGAGACAGGACUCGAAGAGGAGGAACUACGCGCGAUGAUCGAGGAGUUCGACCUGGAGGGCGUCGGCGGUGUCACGAGGGAAGGAUUCGUGAGCAUCUGUUGGCAGUGAAAUAAGUCUGUUUUUUUUCUUCAUCGUUCUCGUUUUCUUUUUUCACACUUUUCUUUAUACGAUGACGGUAUUCCCCCCAAUCUUGGAACUCGAAUCCGAUAACAUCACCGGCUCAAAUCUCAUGUGGAAGAUAAGCGGGGCAAAAACAAACCCAUGAAGCGCAGACUGAACAAUAGCUGUUCAGCCCU
This is a messenger RNA of Paecilomyces variotii, 1345 nucleotides long. Its product is annotated as putative cell division control protein Cdc31. The record is from RefSeq and is a predicted model, not a curated record. NCBI's taxonomy places the organism in Eukaryota, Fungi, Ascomycota, Eurotiomycetes, Eurotiales, Thermoascaceae. The transcript has 2 exons. Gene Ontology annotation, molecular function: microtubule binding; calcium ion binding. The coding region runs from base 393 to 1157 and encodes 254 amino acids. Gene Ontology annotation, biological process: spindle pole body duplication. Gene Ontology annotation, cellular component: half bridge of spindle pole body; mitotic spindle pole body.